AUGGAGCCCCAGGUGCCAGGACGGAUGCCCAGGGCUGGACUCCUGCUGCUGCCACUUCUCCUCUGCUUCGGGCCAGAGACUGUCGGGAGCAUCAACCCGGCUGCGCUCAAAAAAAUCGUGGAUCACGUGAACAAUAACGGCGGAGUUAACAAGCAAUACGCCUUCGCCACCGCACUGCCCCAUGCCACCUGCAGCAACCCCCAGGAUGUGGCCACCUACCUGCCCAUGGCCCAGCUCGCAGACAUGAGAAGGAAGAUUGGCCCGUUUGGUGCCCUGUACAACCCGCCCAACGGGAACAUCGUGGCUGCUCGGCCAAAGACAGUGAUUACACCGCGUGGGAAUUACACGGAGCACAGCGAGUGGCGCCUGCUCUCCGGCCCAAACAGCCUUGUGGCCCAGCUCACGGCCAGGACCUACGGCCAGAACAGCUGCUUGAUCUUAUUUACCUUCAAUUCACCCUGCUCCAGCAAGUGUCUGCGCGAGGCCGGGCGCUCCAACAUCGUGAACAUGACCAGCGCUGCCUUCUUGGCCAUCAACAACAACUUCAAGGCCUUCGUGUUCCAGAAGAUCUUCGACUACGACAUGAAGCCUGAAGUGACCCGCCAGGCCCUGCUGCAGGCCUGGCACCGCUGCGCCACGUGCCCCUGCUGCGCUGCGACAACAACGGCUGCCAGGACUGUGCUCCGGUGGACCCCCGAAACAACCCCUGCCUGGCUGGGAAGGCGUAGACAAUGGAGCGGAGCCAGGAACCACGUGCGGCUCUUUGUGCCACUGGCCUCCCUCGCUGCCCAUGCGCUUCUGCAUCGCUAA
Messenger RNA from Mauremys reevesii (Reeves's turtle), 810 nucleotides. RefSeq lists its product as uncharacterized. Lineage: Eukaryota; Metazoa; Chordata; Testudines; Geoemydidae. The coding region runs from base 1 to 810 and encodes 269 amino acids. The transcript has 3 exons. The record is from RefSeq and is a predicted model, not a curated record.